Diaporthe amygdali is the source of this 1563-nucleotide messenger RNA. RefSeq lists its product as uncharacterized. The coding region runs from base 1 to 1563 and encodes 520 amino acids. The transcript is spliced from 3 exons. The record is from RefSeq and is a predicted model, not a curated record. Lineage: Eukaryota; Fungi; Ascomycota; Sordariomycetes; Diaporthales; Diaporthaceae. Gene Ontology annotation, molecular function: iron ion binding; monooxygenase activity; oxidoreductase activity, acting on paired donors, with incorporation or reduction of molecular oxygen.
AUGGGCGUCCUCAACAUGUUAAAUUGGGCAAGCUCAGGAUGGGCUCCGCUAUGGCUGGCUGCCUCGGCUGGGGUGAUAUACGCUAUAGCGAGCUGCGUGUAUCUCCUGUACUUCCAUCCUGCCUCCCGGUUUCCUGGACCUAAGCUGGCGGCCAUCUCCUACGUUUCCUACUGUUAUUAUUGGAUUGUUGGGCGCCACCCAUGGCGCCAGGAGGACCUCAUCCGCGAGUACGGCGACGUCGUGCGGAUCGGGCCUAAUGAUGUUCUCUUCUACACUCCUCAGGCGGUAAUGGAUAUAUAUGGGCCAAUGUCGAAGGGCCAGGAGGCGUUUGUUAAGACGAACCUGAUGGACUUCGGCCAAGGCGACCUGGGCUUCAGCUGGCAGCCCAACCCGGCGAUUCGCAAGGCAACUGGGAAGAAGAUUCUCCCUGCCUUCAGCAACAAGGCUAACAAGAACAAGGAGCCACUUGUGCAUGCCUACAUCGACCUGUUCAUUGAUAAGAUGAGGAAUUUGGGCGGCAAGCCUGAGGGUCUGCUCAUGAAUGACUGGCUCUAUUGGCUCGCUGUCGACAUGGCUGCUGAUCUGGCCUAUGGGCGUGAGAUGACCCAUCUGAAAGACGGCAAAACAUCCGACUUCGCUUCAAGCCUCCGCGCUACGUCCUUUUCCGCCCUGCUGAUCCAGCUUUCCAAGAAGAUGCCCAUGAUCGGGCUUCUCGCUCCGCUCUUCAUACCGCUCAGGGUCUAUCGAGCUGUACCCGCCAUCAUAGCCGCCAACCGCGCCGAGGUACAGGCGCGCAUCGACCGGCGGGGCAAGACCAAGCACCCAGACUACGUGGACUUCCUCAUCGGGCCCGACGACCCGCCACCGUCGAACAAGAAGGAGCGCGAGCACCUCGAGCAGGUGGCAUUCCAAAUGUUUGCCGCCGGCUACGACCCGAUCAACAUCAUUACAUACGCGGGCAUGUUCUUCCUGUUGCAGAACCCCAAGGUGCACGCUGCCCUCACUGCCGAGAUCCGCGGGGCGUUUAGCAGCUACGACGAGAUCACCCACGACGUCCUGAUCGGCCUACCUUACCUGCAGGCCUUCAUCCAUGAGUCGCUGCGCAAACACCUGAUUGCGCCGACGGGCAUGCCGCGCAUCAGCCCCGGUGCGACUAUUGACGGUAAUUACGUGCCCAAGGGCGUCAUUGUCGAGUCGAGCCCCUUCACCGCCAUGCGCCACGAGCGCUACUUUACCGAUCCGCUCGAGUUCCGUCCGGAGCGUUGGCUGCCGCACGACCAUCCGCUCUACGACGCGCGCUUCGCCGACGACAACCUGCGUGCGUUUUUCCCAUUCAGUCUGGGCGUGCGCCAGUGUGCCGGGCGGGAGAUUGCGUGGACGCAGUAUCGGCUCUUCAUCGCCAAGGUGCUGUGGACGUUUGAUCUUGAGGCCGUGAGCGGCCAUGACAAGUCGUUCGAUCAGGAUGUCAGCGCACAUGUGAUGUGGAAUCACCCGGAUUUGUUUGUGCGUUUCUUGCCCGCUAAGGGACAGGAGUUGAAUGGCCAUCUGCACCCGAUUUCUUGA